AUAUACGUCACCCAUCUCUUGAAGAAUAACAUGAAAGAGAUCUGGAAUAUAAUUGGCGACAAAGAGGGACACAUCUACGUGUGCGGUGACGCCCGAAAUAUGGCGCGAGAGGUAAAGGAGAUCAUAAUCGAAACGAUUAUGACGGAAGGCAGCAAAACGCGUACCGAAGCCGAGGCCUAUCUGAAGCGCAUGGAAUCGCAGCGCCGGUACUCCGCGGACGUCUGGAGUUGAGCUCAUUGUCCGUCUAGUAGUAGUGAACCGUUUCAUCGUAUAGAUUGUAUUAUAAAUAAUUUUGUCCACGAAUUAAAUCUAUUUCUUAAGUAUAUUUUUAAUACGAAGUAAGCG
This is a messenger RNA of Oppiella nova, 345 nucleotides long. The record is from the annotation of a GenBank genome assembly. Lineage: Eukaryota; Metazoa; Arthropoda; Arachnida; Sarcoptiformes; Oppiidae.